Messenger RNA from Camellia sinensis, 720 nucleotides. Lineage: Eukaryota; Viridiplantae; Streptophyta; Magnoliopsida; Ericales; Theaceae. The record is from RefSeq and is a predicted model, not a curated record.
AUGGAUUCUGAAUAUCAACAACGUGUCCCACCUACUGCUUCAAAUAGACGACGUCGCGAAUUGGAUGUAGACCAUCAACGGGGACGAGGGCGUGGGCGAGGACGAGGUCAAGGUCGUGGUCGAGGUCGUGAUCCAGUUUCGGUAAAAUAUGAUAUUCCCAGUGCCAGUCAAAGUGGGGGCCGAAGCCAAAGACGAGUUGAAGGUUAUGAUAUGCCUGACAUUGCUGUGGAGGAUACCUCUUUACCUGAUUCUCCUCCUGUCCAGGAAGAGUACCUUACUCAUGUUUUUCCAGGUGGACCGAAUGAUCCGUCAAUACUGCGGAAUUUCAAUAGUCAUGUGGCUGCAGCUAUUUGGCACGGGGAGAUCCUUGCAUGGCCAUGGUGGUUAGUAGAGAACAACACCAGAUUCAAAGCCAUUAUUGAGCAGUCUGGACUGUCACAGUUAGCUCGUUGCACCUAUCGGUUCGUCAACAAGCUUCUAGUCUCAUGUUUUGUUGAGAGAUGCGAACCUGAGACGAACACAUUUCACAUGACAGUUGGUGAGAUGACCUUGACCCUAGAUGAUGUUGGCACUAUUCUUGGCCUUCCCAUUGUAGGCAAAUCAGUCAGCAUACCAGAUGUGACAGAUCAUCAUGGAGUUACAUUACUCGUUUAUGGCUUGGGGAUUACUGAACGCGCAGCAUAUGAAGAGGUUUCUUCUGCUGGUGCGAGAUCAGUCUAG